GAACGCAAUCGACCGAAAGCUUUCGGUUUACCGUUAGGCCCUGUAGCGUGCAGCGCCCUUCGCAAAACAGACAAGCCUGGUGCUCGAGCACUGUCGGACAGGAUGGCAGUGAUCGUGAUUAUAUGCGCCGCCCUGCGCGCGGGGCCCUGGCCUACCCGGAGCCCCUGUCCGCGGAUGUCGGUGGCACUCCACAUCUUCGUGACAGUUCACCGCAUAGCGCUGUAGGGAACAGCUGAAGAGUCCAAGGCUUGCAAUCCAUGAGAACCGAGUGGAUUACUUUGCAAGGAGCGCAGGUUGGCUUGUGGCGUGUCCCUGCCGGGGCUGCCAGGGCGUGCAGACAUCCGAGCACGCCCGAUCGCUUGACAAUGCUAAAGACAAACUUUAAGAUUCAACAUUAGUCCCCGCGUGCAGCGCAAACCGGCACAUGCAGCAAAAAGUUAUGUCAGAUGUCGGAGCGUGUGUCGGGUUCCCUGGGUUCCCUUCCAAUUUCGGUGUUUUAAACCAAACUGUAGUUGUUGAAAGCUUUAGUCAUGGGGCGUGCGCACUAUCCCACACGAGGAGCUUUGCUCCUAGCCUUGCUUGCCGCUUUCGCUGCAAUUGGUCUGUCAACGCGGUUGAACACAAAGAAUGCUGUCAGCUCUCGUGAAGCUGCUAUCAAGGUGGCUAGGCCAACCGGCAAGCUGCUGCACGAGACGGAAAAGAGCAUGGCCGCACUGCAGCGCGCUCGCAUUGCUGACGGCGAGUGGGACGACGACAGUGACGACGAGGAACUGGGCAUGUCCGACGUCGAUUUCCUGAUGCUGGGCAUCAGCAAGAAGGGCACUGACCCCGAGGACGACCCCGAUUAUGUGGAUGACAAAUUCUGCCAUAAGAACCGCUACCGCAAGCGCACAUUCAAGGUGGUUAAGGAAAUGCCAUUUGCAGGGCUCUUCCCCACCCUGCAGCGCACCCGCCGCUUUGAGGGUAGCGGUAUCGCCUAUGCCAACGGCUCCUAUUACGUCGUGUUCGAUUCACUCAAGACGCUGGGCCGCGUGGAUCUGCGCUUUUCGUUCCGCGGCCCAGAGAACCGCCUGGUGGGGCCGGUCGGCGACGAGAGCCAGUUCGAGGGCAUUUCUUACAACGCCCCCAGUGACAGCUUCUUCGUGCUGCGGGAGUCGUUUGAGCACGAGGAGCACGGGCUGGUGCCGGUGGUGUAUGAGCUCAAGCUCACCGAGGAAGGCGCCAACUACCGGCUGAUGGAGACGUGCAUGGUUCGCUUCCAGCUCCAGGACGUGAACAAGGGAUUUGAGAGCCUGCACGUCUUCGAGCGGGACGGCAAGCGCCACAUGCUGGGUUUGUGUGAGAGCAACUUCUGCAAGACCAUCAUCGGUCCCGACCCGCCGGGCCUGCAGCGCGGCAACGGCCGUCUGGUGUGGGCCACCUACCGCGCGCCCGAGGACCAGUAUGACGAGUGCAUCUGGAACGUGGAGAAGGUCAUUGUGCUGCCCGAGGAUGCUUUCCUCCUGGACUACGCAGCCAUUGCAUUCCACGGCGACUUCGGCGAGGACGUGGCCAUUGUCAGCCAAGAGGACGCGGCGGUGUGGGUGGGCAAGUUCGACUGGACGGAGAUGGAGUUUGUGAAGAACCCCAUCGCCGGCGAGCCCGCGGGUCAGAUUUACCACUUCCCGCGCACCGACGACUGCCACAAGCAAUACUGCAACGUGGAGGGCGCUGCCUGGAUCGACGCCGAGCGGCUGGUGCUCACAAGCGACAAGUCCAAGCGCAUCCAAGACCACAGGUGCAUGACCAAGGACCAGUCGGUGCACAUCAUGUCGCUGCCGUGAUCCCUGUCGUGAUGAGGAUGAUACGGAUGACGAGCUUCGAAUGACAUUUGAUGAUUGCUGAUGAUCGUACCGUCGGACCAGUCAAGGCACGGCGGCACGUGUGUCGGUGUGUGAGAGACGCAAUACGAUAGCGCACGGCUGUACGCGACGCCGCUGGCUAGGCGUAUUGCAGCUGUAGCGCCACAGGAUUUGACUGUUGUUUUGUGAUGACACUUUUAAACGAGCUAGACGCGCUGCUGAUCCUAUAUCUAUUGUUCUUGCGGAGUCUCCAAUGAAAUGGGCACGAGAACAGGCGUCAUGCUUGUGUAACAUAC
Molecule: messenger RNA, 2137 nt
Organism: Chlamydomonas reinhardtii
Lineage: Eukaryota; Viridiplantae; Chlorophyta; Chlorophyceae; Chlamydomonadales; Chlamydomonadaceae
Exons: 16
Coding region: 705-1823 (372 amino acids)
Source: RefSeq, a predicted model, not a curated record